Molecule: messenger RNA, 422 nt
Organism: Eufriesea mexicana
Lineage: Eukaryota; Metazoa; Arthropoda; Insecta; Hymenoptera; Apidae
Product: dolichyl-diphosphooligosaccharide--protein glycosyltransferase subunit 4
Exons: 3
Coding region: 181-285 (34 amino acids)
Source: RefSeq, a predicted model, not a curated record
GAUCAUAAUACAUAUACUUUUUUAUUAAUACAUUUAACAACAAACAAAACUUCCGGAAGGUUCUAUAAACAGCAAAAGAUUACUUCAUGACAGAUUGUUCUUGAGUUGUAGUGCGUUACGUGUCAAACCACGUAUACUAUUUGAUAUAUUAACUUGUUUACUACAAAGUAAUCACUUAAGAUGAUCACAGAUGUAGAAUUGGCUGUAUUUUGCAAUAUUCUUGGGGCGGUAUUAUUUUGUUUAGUAUUUCUUUUCCAUUACAUAUACGCAAAUUAUUCAAAAUAAAGGAAUAACAUAUUGUUCCUGUACAUAACCUCAACCUACAUCAUCAAAUACUGACACAUGUGCAAAUGGAAUGUACAUCUAUAUAUUAUAUUUAAUAGAUAAACAUGAUUACAUAAAAUAAAAGAUUUUAUGUUGAU